AUGCCGCAGGAUAUGCCGCCCGUUGGCGGCUACGAGGCCGUCCAGUACAAGCGCAACCUCCCGUCGCGCGGCCUGUUCCGCCCCGGCCCGCUCAUCGCCGGCGGCGCCGUGGUCAUGCUCUUCGGCUGGUACAAGCUUGUCACCGGCAUCCGCGAGCAAAACGAGCUCGCUCGCGAGAAGAUGUGGUCUCGCAUCCAUCUGAUCCCUCUCCUCCAGGCGGAAGAGGACCGCGACCAGGUGCGGAGGCACUUGGCGGACCAGGCGCGCGAGAAGGAAUUGAUGGGAGAGAACGUCAAGGUCUACCACUCCGACCGGUAUGUGCGGCCCACGUUUGGCGUGACGCCCGCGAAUGUUUCGAAGGAGUAG
Chaetomium fimeti is the source of this 366-nucleotide messenger RNA. RefSeq names its product GRIM-19. The record is from RefSeq and is a predicted model, not a curated record. The coding region runs from base 1 to 366 and encodes 121 amino acids. Lineage: Eukaryota; Fungi; Ascomycota; Sordariomycetes; Sordariales; Chaetomiaceae. The transcript is spliced from 4 exons.